Molecule: messenger RNA, 1903 nt
Organism: Drosophila willistoni
Lineage: Eukaryota; Metazoa; Arthropoda; Insecta; Diptera; Drosophilidae
Gene: Agpat1
Product: 1-acyl-sn-glycerol-3-phosphate acyltransferase alpha
Exons: 4
Coding region: 490-1515 (341 amino acids)
Biological process (GO): phosphatidic acid biosynthetic process
Cellular component (GO): membrane; endoplasmic reticulum
Molecular function (GO): 1-acylglycerol-3-phosphate O-acyltransferase activity
Source: RefSeq, a predicted model, not a curated record
AAAAUUCCCAUCGAUUUAUCGCACUCCAUCGGUUCCAUCGAUAAUAUCGAUGGUGCCAUCGAUUUUGACCAGCUCUACUUGCGGGGUAGCCGGUAACGGUAACGGAAAUUCUCGCCAAGGAUAAACCGUAUUGCUAGCCAGGUUUUUGUUUUGUUUGUUUGUUUGUUUUUGUCGUCGUCGCGCGCGGAAUCGUGUUGUGGCAUCAAAACUAAAAGAAAACUGAAACCAAAAAAUCACUUAAUUUCAAAAUACAGAAAAGACUGCAAAUUGCCUUAGAGAAUUAGGAAGAGGAAGAGAAGAAGAAGCCACAGACAAAGACAAAGGCGUAGAAGAGCAUAAUCAACAGAGAAAAGAAAGAACAAGAGUGAGAGUGAUAGGAGAUAUCUCGCUCUCCCACUCAGUCAACCACAAUUUUUUGGUUUUUAUUAUUUAUUCGUUUGCUGUCAAACACCACCUCUCCUCUCCAGUCCUCCCCCCCCCCGUCACAUAAUGAGCUCCUUUAUUGAACUGAUGGGACUUCUUGUGCUGCUCAUGCUGCCCUUUCUCUAUGAGACGAAUCACAUAUUUCGCUACUAUUUCAAAUUUCUCAUUUACUAUGGCAUCGUGUCUUUCAACUCGAUCAUAUUGAUACCGGCUUUUCUCGUCAGGCCCUGCGAUGUGCGCAAUCUGCUCUGGGCCAGCACUUGGUGUCAUCGUAUAUCCACACUGAUCGGUCUAAGAUGGGAGCUGCGGGGCAAGGAACAUUUGUCCAAAGAUCAGGCUUGCAUUAUAGUGGCCAAUCAUCAAAGUUCUUUGGAUGUUUUGGGCAUGUUUGACAUCUGGCAUGUGAUGAACAAAUGCACUGUGGUGGCCAAAAGAGAACUCUUCUAUGCCUGGCCCUUUGGCCUGGCUGCCUGGUUGGCCGGCCUCAUCUUCAUUGAUCGCGUGCGUGGAGAGAAGGCUCGUGAUACUCUCAACGAUGUGAAUCGUCGCAUUAAGAAGCAGCGCAUUAAAUUAUGGGUCUUCCCCGAGGGGACACGUCGAAACACUGGGGAACUGCAUCCCUUCAAGAAGGGAGCCUUCCACAUGGCCAUCGAUCAGCAGAUACCCAUAUUACCGGUCGUCUUCAGCUCCUAUUGUACAUUUCUCAAUGAUAAGAAGAAAAUUCUGAAUGCUGGACGCAUUGUGAUAACCACACUGCCUCCGGUAAGCACUGAGGGCCUAACCAAAGAUGACAUCGAAAUCCUAAUGGAGCGCAUACGCUUACAAAUGACUGAGACCUUCAAGUUAACCUCGGCAGAGACCCUGCAACGCUAUAAACCACACAAGCCGUCAUCGCCAAUGGCAGCGGCGGCGGCGGUGAAUGGAGCAGAGGCUGCCGCUGUGGCAGCAGCUGCAGCCGUGGCCAGCAGCAGCUCUGGCUAUGCGCCACUUCAUGUGGGUGUUGGCGCUGCGGCGGCAUCGGCUGCCUCCUCCUCAUACGAAACGUACAAGAGCAGUGCCGGCAAGGCGAGCAACAUGUUGAAGACACUGUAGGUGUGGUGAUCCAUCCAGCCAGCCAGCAGACAACCUCGCCAGCUUUUGAUCUUCACCUUAACUUUUAGUUUACACACCCAAAUACACACACACACACACAUUAAGUAUUAGUAGCAGCAAAAACCAAAUUGCGACUAUCGACUGUCAGACUAUUUCCCUCUUAGGCAAAUAAAACUAAGCACUAUGCAGCAGCAGUUCCAGUUAAAAUCAAUAAAAAGGGGUGAGAAAAAUAAGAAAGAAAGUAUUAAAUACUUAAUAUAUAACUUAUUAGAUCUGCAUAUGAUUAAAAGACUUUAAGAUUAUUGUCGACUUGAUUUGCUUCCCCCAGAUUAAUUUUCAUCUAAUUUUAUUCAAAAUACAAAAUAGGAAUUGAUUAAGAACAAAUAUG